Messenger RNA from Salvia splendens (bonfire salvia), 2031 nucleotides. RefSeq lists its product as uncharacterized. The transcript has 9 exons. The record is from RefSeq and is a predicted model, not a curated record. Lineage: Eukaryota; Viridiplantae; Streptophyta; Magnoliopsida; Lamiales; Lamiaceae. Bases 544 to 1893 code for a protein of 449 amino acids.
AAUAAUCUUUACAUAUAUAUAUAGAGAGAUAGAGAGUUGGGAUAGUAAUCAAAUUUGCUGAUGCUAGAAAUGAGAGCUUCAAAUACUAUGGAUCUUUGGAAUUCUAGCAAUGUCAGCUUCCAAUACAAUCCAUCUACCAUUUGCAGCUGCAGUUGCUUCUACUCACCGCCUGCAUCUGUGUCUUCCUCUUCCUUCUCUUUGGGAAGUUCUCACUCAAUCAAAAUGGCCUCAUUCAACCCUUGUAUCCCCAUUCAAUUUCCAGGCUCUGAGCGCUUGGUUCUUGAAUUACUUUGAUCAACUUUACUAAUUUUAAAAAAGGUUUCUGGUUAUUCUUGCUGAUUUCAUGCUGUUUUGGGGGUCACAUUAAUAACAGCUGGUGCCGGUCGAGCCCAAUUUCAGCAACCAUAUUUGUUGUUUUCUGAAAAGUUGGGAGCUUUUUUCACUCAAUUUUCAAGAAAACCUUGCCUUUUUACAAAGACCCCUUUUGUGGAAUUUCUUGAAAGAUCAUUUUUUUUAUAUAUUCUCACUCUGAAAAUUUUGAAAAUGCUGCGUGUUUCCAUGGCUACGCCUCUGUUCAUGUUGGGGAACUAUGGAAGGUGUAAUUUCGAUCUUGAUGGAUGUUGGAGUGGUUAUGGGAAAGAAAAGAUGAGCUAUGCCCGUGCAUUGUCUGCGACUACUGGAAACGCUGCAGCCAAGAAGACGAGGUUGAGCAUUUCACCUUACGCUUCUUCCGCGCUGGCAGAGUCCCGUAAUUCGUCUGCAGCCAACUUCUACAAAGAGGUUCUUGAAGCUGCUAGAGAUAAAUUUACGCAGGAGAUCUCUUUUCAGUCUAAAGACAAAGAUAUCUCGCUUGCAAAGGCGUUGCUUUAUGUUGCGGCUGAGGAUGAGGCAUUUUUGGCGUUCAAUCGUGAGAUUGACAUCUGUUCCGCCCACAAUGAAAGGAGAGAUACGUCAGUGCUUUGUGACGUUAAAGGGAGGGAAAACGUGGAGGCUAUGUCAAUGGCUGAAAAGAAUAUAAAUGAGUGGUUGGCGGAGCUGGAUGCCAUUUCAAGAGAAGUUGAAGCGGAGCUAGUUUCACGGGAUAUAGGAUGCUAUUUGGCUGAAGUUCUGGAAGCCGUGAACAAAGUCCUUUUUGAGUCAAGAGGUUUUAGGAGGUCACCUGUCAUCGUGGAUCCAAAGUGUUCGUAUUUGCACUCUGCUUUAAGCUCUGGGUGUGGCAGUGCGAUUUUGCUUAGUGUGAUUUAUAUUGAGGUUUGCCAAAGGCUUAAUCUGACCAUUGUGGGAUCUCGAGUUGGGGAAGAAUUUUUGAUAUGGCCCCCAACAGAGUAUCCUGAGGAGCUAUUCAAGGUAACUGGCGGGCACAGCUUGUUUGGGGUCGUCAACGGGAAGUGUGUGGAGGAUCCACGAUCUAAGGCCUCAGACAUAAACAGCCACUCACUUUUAGGACUAGAGAUUGCAACAAACCGAGAUAUAAUUGGGAUUGCUUUGGCGAAUUUGAUUAGGCUUUACUGGAAACGUGCUUCAAGAACGAACCACGGGCUGAUGUUGACUUCUCCACUGAGAUCAGUUCAUAAAUCCGAGGAGAAGUUCAACCAAGAUGGUAGUCCAGACAUGCCUUUGUUGCGGCCUCAGGAACUAAGGCUUGCCAUCAUGGCUUCAGAGAGAUUGCUAAUCCUUCAGCCGCACAACUGGUGUUUGAGAAGAGACUACGGGAUGCUGCUGUACUAUAACAGAGAAUAUGAGGCUGCGGUCCAAGAGCUGAGCAUCUGCAUGGCUUUCGCACCAGAAGAGGAGGCGGAAGUCUUGGAGCCUUUCGUGGAAAAGCUGCACCUCAUGCGGCUUGAAACGUCGUGGAAAUCGUUGGGGCAGAAAGGCAGGCUAACAAUUCCAUGACUUUGUUAGUUGUAGGAGCUUGUCUUUUAACUAUUUAUAGUAUCUCUUAAUAAACUACAGUUUUAGCCUCAUCUCAGUCUUCUGUAAAUAUAACUUUGUAACGCCUCAGAUCCUAGAAUGAAUAUCUUUCUGUUCUAA